Messenger RNA from Grus americana (Whooping crane), 4305 nucleotides. It is a transcript of the gene BPGM, whose product is annotated as bisphosphoglycerate mutase. The transcript has 4 exons. Gene Ontology annotation, biological process: glycolytic process. The coding region runs from base 528 to 1307 and encodes 259 amino acids. The record is from RefSeq and is a predicted model, not a curated record. Gene Ontology annotation, molecular function: intramolecular phosphotransferase activity. NCBI's taxonomy places the organism in Eukaryota, Metazoa, Chordata, Aves, Gruiformes, Gruidae.
CGACCUGCGCUUUGAGGACGGGAUUUUCGCGGGGGGGUGACGACAGACGACGACACCAGCAUCCCCACUGGCUCCGCUGGGCAUCGAGCCCCGCGCUGAGCUGCGGGCCGCGAGGGCACGGGGGGCCGGCUGGGCUCGGCCGGGCUCGGUCGGGCUCGGUCGGGCUCGGCUGGGCUCGUUUCCUAGCGCGCCCCUAGGCACCACGCCGCUCUCUCGCGUCACCGCCCACAGGCUCGGCCUCAUUGGCUGAGGGGAGUGCUCAUCCUCUCGGCCAGCCAAUCAGACUCCUCCAGCUUCGCGGGCGCGGGGCCGCCGAGGCCUCAUUAAGACGCGGGGUCCACCUCUCUUCUGGCGCGGCCGCGGCGGGCAGCAGUGACGGGGGUAACUAGCCAAGAGUGUGUGGUGGCCUCUCUAUAAAGCACUUCAAGUCUGUGGUGGGAUUUGUGUAGGUUGUUCCUUUGCCAUAGGAAAGAUGCAUUGUCAUUAGAUGCCAGACCAGUUGUCAUCGGUGCUAAGCUGCAACCAAAAUGGCUAAGUACAGGCUUGUUCUCUUAAGACAUGGGGAAGGAGCCUGGAAUAAGGAGAAUCGCUUCUGCAGCUGGGUGGACCAGAAGCUGAGCAGUGAUGGGAUAAAGGAAGCUCAGAACUGUGGCAAACACCUUAAAGCGCUGGGCUUUGAGUUUGACCUCGUCUUCACCUCUGUACUCAGCCGCUCCAUCCAGACUGCAUGGCUUGUCCUGGAAGAGAUGGGCCAAGAGUGGGUGCCCAUUCAGAGUUCCUGGCGACUGAAUGAACGUCACUAUGGUGCACUGAUCGGUCUCAACAGAGCGGAAAUGGCUCUGAAUCAUGGGGAGGAGCAAGUGAAAAUAUGGAGGAGAAGCUAUGAUGUUACCCCACCUCCCAUAACUGAAUCUCAUCCAUACUAUGAAGAGAUAUACAAUGAUCGCCGGUAUAAAUGCAGUGAUGUCUCUCAGGAUAAUCUCCCAAAGGCUGAAAGCCUAAAAGAUGUGCUUGACAGACUCCUUCCCUAUUGGAAUGAAAAGAUAGUGCCAGAACUGAAAAGUGGCAAAAUGAUCCUUAUAUCUGCUCAUGGUAACAGCAGCAGGGCAUUGCUGAAGCAUGUGGAAGGCAUAUCUGAUGAAGAGAUCAUCAAUGUUACUCUCCCUACUGGUGUGCCGAUACUUCUUGAACUUGAUGAGAAUCUGCACCCUCUGGGCCCUCACCAGUUUCUGGGUGAUCAAGAAGCCAUCCAAGCUGCCAUCAAAAAAGUAGAAGAUCAAGGGAAAGUAAAAUCUGCUGAGAAGUAAAAUCCCACUAACACAGCUGUUUUCAAAGUGUGGUAAUAAGUGAUGAUUUAUGUAUGACUGCUGGGUUGCACUGUGUGAAAGUCUCAGUUUCUAGCACUAAAUUGGAAGGGACAGUUGUUGAGUCUCAGGUUGGUAGAUUAACCCUCUGCCUUUCAAAAACUGGAAUUUAAAUCUCGGUAUGAAGCUACGGAUACUGGAAAAAGAAAUCAAGAUAUUCAGGUAAUGGAAACUUGCAGGGCAGUCUGCCAAGAUCUAGGAUUGAGGGUGGUCCAGUACAGAAAUAAAGGAAUGUUGUUGGUGUCUACCAAUAAUCAGUCCUGAUGUGUUAAGUGGAGAAGCUUACUGGACUAAGUCCAGGUUGUUACAGGCACUAAAACUUUCUCACUGAUAAAAUGCACCAAGUAAGAGCUACCCAGUGUGAUUCUUCUGUGCCAAUGGCAAUGAUAAUUUGUUGUGGAUGGAGUUUCUUUGGUCUUUCAGAACACUUUCAGCUGUACAACUCUUCGCCUUUAUUACUUUCAGUCUUCCAAGGCCAGUUCAUGGUCCAGGGGAGAAUUUUGUAGAGAUCUUCAGGCUGUUAUAGUUACCAUAGUUGUCUUUUGUUACAUUAUAUUCCAGUUUAAGGAAUCUAGAAGGAAUCCCUUUUCCUCCACCAUCUUUGCAAAUCCUAGCAUGACUGCAUUUUGCUGGCUUGCAAUAAUAGGAUUUAACUCAGACUUUAGUCCACAAACCAAGCACGAAGAUUUCCUGCUCAAUGAUUAAAUUAUCAAUUAGCUCUUAGUGAAUAACCUGAAUAGCUUUGAAACACUUAGGUAACAUGUACUAGAGGUUUGAUCAUCUCUUAAUCAAGUUAGAAUAGUUCCUGUUUACCUCAGUAAAACUACAUAUUGGAGAAUUCCCCUCUAAGCUUUCCUGAGUUGCAAAGAUCUCUUGAUAAAUGUGUUCCACAGUAAUAUUACUGUGGCAUUCUCUAGAGGGCUGGAAUAGAUGCAUGAGGUAUGUAAGAUGUCUUACUGGAUACAGCUCAUUCAGCUGUCAUGCUGGUAGGGAAGGAUAUUCUGCCAUGCCUGAAAGAGUCCUCCUAUAAAACUCUCUCAUAGCUUAAUUCCUGCUGAGUGUGGCCUUGCUGUUGUGUUGGGCACUAAAUUUGAACAGCUCACACUGUGGCUGGGUAUAGUGUAGCAUGUAUGGCAGUUUGUUUUCUUUACACAAGCAUCAGGAUAAUUCCACUUUUGAAGAGUUGAUCAAAUCUUAAUUGCAAUUAUGGAACUGUUACUUAAAUUUAGAUCUGACCCAGUGUCUCAACACCUGAACAUCUGGAUUCCGACCUCAGUUACCAACAUGGGUGGCACUUUGGUAUGUACUGUUUGAGCUGAAUGUGUGCUUAGCAUGGCCCAGCUACAAAUCUCAGGAGAAGUCGAUGAGAAUUCCCUUGGUAUAAUGAUAGUAUAAACUUUUAGAAUCCUAGAGUAGCUGCUGCUUUGCAGUGAGCAGCUCUGUAGCUCAUCUCAGUGUGAUAGGAUGUUUUUUCCUUUGAGGAGAGCAGUGUGACAGCGUGGUGUGCCUCUGGCAGUCUCCCUGUGACAUGGAGGUAGACUUUCCAGGUCUGAUGCUGACUUGUGUUAGUGUAGCCCAUACUCCAUAAAAGACCUUGUGCUAGAUGGUAUUCUCUUGCAUGAAUGGUUUUUGGGUUUUUUGUAGCCCUUGCAGUAGGAACAAAGUUACAUGUUUCUCUUAAACAUAAAGCUGGUAGGUUUCUCCUUGCUUUGUACCAUCAAGUACACUUCAGUUGUGUUUUUUCUGAGGCACUAUUAGUAGCUUUCCUGCUACUCUAUUUGACACUGACAUUCCUUUCUGGGUUUUUAGUUUUCUGUGUGUAGAGUAACUCUGAAUCUUAGUUGAUAUUUUUUUAAGUCAGUGUUAUGGAGUUAGAUUGUUGAUCAGCAAAUGUUCACCUACCAAUGCCCUGAGGAAGGCCACUGGCACUCAGGUGAUUAGAUUCUUCCCCAAACAAUGUGUGAAGUUCAGUAUCAAGUAAAAAUUACUGUAGACUUACUAAUGAGGUAAGCAGAGCCAGCUGUUGUCAGCUGGGAACUGCAUGCAUCCAGAUGUGUGGGCUUACAGGCCUUGGCUAACAGUGUCCUUAUCCCUGUGGUAUUGUAAUGCAGAACCUCCUGAAGAAGUUCUGCAUUACAAUGCGGAAAUGAACCCAGCUGAACUGGGAGAUAUGCUCUCUCCUUCUCUUUUUAGACAAUCCAUGAUCUCUUCUGGGGAUGGAGUGGGGAAUGGAAAGGUGGAUGAAUGAAUGUAGAGAGCAUUAAUAUUUCUUCUUGCAACUGAGUGGAUGAAGUUGCCUGAAAACAGCCUUUCAAAGUCACGGACAGUAAGAAAAGUAAUGUGAUGAUUUCAAGUGGCACUGUUUCUACAAUGCUGCUUGAGAUGUGAAUAGUGACAGUGUCCUGGGAAAUCUGACUUCAUUUGGUUCGGUUGUGACUCCAAAGUGAUGACAGGAUUCUAUGUGCACAUCUGGCAGCAGUACCACCUUGCAAAAGUAUCAAAUGGAACUGACUGUGGAUUUCAUUGUGCUCUUGAAGAUUAUUUUAACACCUUGCAAUGCUUUCUUCUGAAUUGCCUUCUAAUUAAAUUCCUGAUUCAUAAAAUGUGUAUAUUGAACAGAAACUUCCAUCAGUGGUGGCAUAAGGAAGCCUGAUCUUCAGACAUAGCUGCAUUAGAGUGAGAAAUAAGAAUCUUGCUGGUGGCUUUAGAAAUCAGUGGUUGGAAAACAUUUUUCCUAUGUUUGAAUAUGCCUCAAAGUCCUCCUAUAAGGUAACCGGUAUUUCUACAGUUGACAUUAUGGAUGUGGUUCGUUUGGUUUAUUUAUGCAUUUUUAAUUUGUGGAUCAGUAACAGUAAUAGCUCUAGAAUCCUCUUGGAAACCUUUGUAAAUAUGGUGGAGCUGGCAGGUUCUUUGUAACUCAAUAAAUUAACCUCAAAUAGAA